AGGGGGAAGAGAAGAAGAGAAGUGAAAAAUUUGACAAUGAAAGAAAACAAAUCAUUUAUAAUUAAGCAGAAAAUAUCAAUUGAUUAAAGCAUUAAAAUUGUUUGAGAUAAUGACAGUGAUAAUAGGAAGUGAGUGAGGUGAUUAGAAUAAUCCUCUAGUUAAAGAUGGCGCUUCUUCUGUCCAUUUUUUAAGCAUCGCCUCGCCAAAUCAUCUACUGCAGUACAUCUCCAACUUUAAAGAGGACUAACUGAGGUUUUUUUUUAUUACUUUUUGCAGUAAUUUUUACUUUCUUGGUCUACGUAAUGGCGGAACUAAAUACUGUUGGUGAUACUGAGAAUGAAGAUAAGAAAUCUUUACAAAUUUUUACUGUUGAGGAAUUAAGGAAAUAUGAUGGAACUAAUGACAAAAAGCUUAUAUAUAUUGCCCUUGUUGGCGAUGUAUUCGAUGUAACUUCCGGUGAAAAAUUUUAUGGACAAGGUAAUUUCAUUAAUUAUAGUUUUCAUCUUGUAUUUCUCUCUUUUUUUUCAUUUGCGUGUGUCAUGUUUUUUACUUUCUCUCUCUCUCUCUUUCUCCCUGUACGCACAUCUCUGUCCAUCCACCAAUCUAUUUAAUUACUCAGGAGCACCGUACUGUAUGUUUGCUGGUCGAGAUGCUACAAAAGGUCUGGGUACUUUCAAGUUGAAAAAUUUAGACGAUGACGAUUGGUCAGAUCUAAGCGAAAAACAUAUGGAAAAUGCUCAAAGGUGGCACUCUCAAUUUAAAGUAAAAUAUCCAAUAAUAGGAACACUAAAACGAGAUUUUAAAAAGAAAACGCUUAAUAAUAACGAUGAAUUAAAAUCGGAAGAAAAAAUUCAAGAAUCAAAGAAGAAUACGGCGAAUAGAGGAGGUCGUCCUGCUACUCCAAUGCCUAAAAAAGAAUCUCGCUUCUGUUUAAUAUUAUAAUGAAAAUAAAUAACUAGUUCUUUAAUUAAUAAAGUCAGAUACAUAGUAUAAAAUGUUAAUCUUCUUCUCAUUUAAAGGUAGGAUAUAGCCUAUCCUCCCUAAUAAAGAGACUAAACAGUUUGUUAUUCAUCAGUUUUUCGUUGUUAAAUAACAAUAACAAUAAUACAAAUCUGGUUCU
Messenger RNA from Dimorphilus gyrociliatus, 1120 nucleotides. The record is from the annotation of a GenBank genome assembly. NCBI's taxonomy places the organism in Eukaryota, Metazoa, Annelida, Polychaeta, Dinophilidae.